AAAUUAUUUUUUUGGUUUUUUAAUCAGUUCAUUGUCUCGGAAUUACAUUAUAAAAGCCGGGUUUAAAGCGCUACCUCAAUAAUUAAAUAUUUGAAAAUGUUGAAACAAAUUGUGUGCACUCUUGUCGUUGCCCACUUUGGCGCUGCAUUUGUGGCAAACCCGGUCCAAAGUGACAUCGUCCCUUUUACCCUUUACGACCAAGCGUUGAAAAAACUAGAAGAGUUGCGAAUAAUCGUCGAUAGUGCCAUAGCAUCGGCCAAACUAACUCUCACUUCCGCUAGCACCUCUCAUCACAAAUACGCCGACGAAAGUUUAGCAGCUGCUGAUGUCAAGCUCCGAGACGAAGCUGAUAAAAUACAAGGUUCCAUCCAAGACAUGCAAAAUAUCGCCAAUGGUGCUGGUGUUAGCAUCCACUCAUGCCUGCGGCUUACGCAGCCCCAACUUGAGCGAGCUUUGGCAGACUCGCAAGGCGAGUUAGCGAGUUGUGUCUCCGGAGUGAAUGGAGAAGUUGAUACUAAUAUUAACGAUGCUAAAAGAGGAGUUGAUGCUACGACGGGUGAUGUGGACGAUCUUUUAGCACAAAUUAAAUCUUGCACUACUGGGAGCAUUUUAUGCUUGUCGCCGAUUAUAAGACAAAUUGAUGUCGAUAAAGUGGAGUUGCCGGAAUUGAUUGAAACUGAGGUCCAUAAAGCUGUAACUUUAGUUGACACUUUAACCCCGAAAGUUGACCAUUGUUCGGACAGUAAUGUCUCGACGUACGUCACUGAGGCCACCACCAUCCUCCAAAGUAUUGAAGAUUGUGUUAACCGUAUUUUGCCCUAAAUAAAAUGAUUUGAACCACUUUGUUUUUCAUUACGAUUAUCAAGUAUCUUCCACGUUGAUAAAUCACAGCGUUUCGCACGAAAAUUUUAUCUUAUACCACUUUAAAUCGCCGCUAAAGCUACGUGUUUUACUAAAUACGAUGUUUAAGCAAGUUUUGGUGUUGUACUCUUUUGUGCUAAUCACACAGAUUAGCAGCUUUACGCUUGUAAAUUUACACGCCCCUAUAGACGAUGCCAAAGCUCUGCUGCAAAAUCUCAGCGAGCUAGCUUUGGGGAACAUUUUGGUGGCCCAUGACCAGAUAAAUGACUUGGGUUCAAACCUGGCUGCCUUCAGUACGGACGUUAUAUUCAAAUCGGAGCUAGACAUCCAGGAAGAAACGCAAGCAAUUGAUGAGGAAAUCUCCAAUUUCAAAAGUUUGGCCGACGCAGUUAAUAAAAACAUUUCCGAAUGUCUUGAUGGCAACGAGGAUAAAUUGAAGAAAUUACCCGAAACUUUUCGCAAACAAAUAAGGGAGUGUGUUGCUGGAGUUCAGAAAGAGAGUGAUUCUUUGCUGUCUAAGGUUUUCUAUAAUAUUGAUAUUAUGAUGAAUGUUGUGCACGAUUUGAAUUUCCAACUUGGACAAUGUGCUGAUGAUGAUAAUAGCUGUAUUUCGGCGGUUGUUGAUAAGAUAAACGAAGCCAUGGAAAACAUACCGUUGAAAAUCAAAGUUGAAAUCAAUUCGGCGAGUGAUCAAGUGGAGCUUUAUCAGGCGAAAAUUCAACAAUGUGCAGAUUCGGGAGUCGCUGGAUAUGUUGAAAAUGUUACAGAUAUUAUGAGUGACGUUACGGUGUGUGUCAAUGAAAUUAUCUCAUAAAGCACGUCUUUAUCUUGGUAAAAUAAUAGAAAAAUAUACGACUACAAAGUUAGAAAAAAUUGUUUCAUUAUAACAUUUAGUCAUGCGACAAAUCUUUAAUUUUGCAAUUGCUGUAAUUCGAAAAAUCUUGGCAUCUUAUCGCAGUUUAUAAAUAAUUUUUAAGAUUUUAGAAGCUUCUAUCUUCUUUGAUUUAGCGACCGAUAAAGUACUUAUUAGUGUGAUGUAAAUAUUGUGUUUUCUGCUUAUCACUUUAUCUUUAUCUCUGCAUCUUUACCAUUUUGUUUUUUCAAAAAACAAAAGUACUUAAAGUACUUUUAUUCUAUUUUUAACUGAUUUUGCAAAUAAUACAUGUUUUAUCAAAAUGACGUCAAAAACUGGGGACUUGAGAUUCAUGAAAUUUUAGAGGAUUGGUUUUAUAUUUUCCUAAAGCACUUAGACUAGAAAAUAGAGUCGAGUGAGCUUUCGGGAUGUUUUUCAAAAUGUGAAAAAGCGGAUAAAUACGCUCACAGCGUCUUGUAAAAGUUUAAGUGUGUAAGGAUUAACAACUUUGUGUCUGAGUUAAUCCGUGCAUUACAACUUUUUUGAUAAAAAAAUUACCUAUCUAUUACUGUACUAUGAUUGAUUGUUACUCAGCGCCCAGUCUCCUAAACCUUAAAAGAAUUAAGUCUUCGCUGAAGGUUUCAAAUGCACGUUGCACGCAAGCUUCGAUUUUUAUCUGAUAAUAAUUUCCAGUAUUUUGAAUUAAUUAUCUUACGAGAGCUACUUAACCGACUGCUAUAUAUAAAGACCCGUCCAGACUUGGUUUAGUAAAAAUAAAAAUAAUGGCUCUACAACUUGUUCUUUUGUGUGCGUUGUUUGCUCUUGCAAAUGCUGGACACUUCGCCCCGCGCGAUUUGAUUGACGAGGCAACUCGUCAACUUGAAGAACUCAAACAAAUCGUCCAUGGCGAUAUUCUCGUAGCUCACAACGAUUUAUCUGAUGCUGCAAUGGCCUUUAACACAUAUGCCGAUACUAUUCUUAAACAAUCAGUCAUUUCGAUACAACAAGAAGCAGAAACAAUCCAUUCCCAAUUGGAAACUAUCAAAGAGUUGGGACACGCUGCAGGAAAGGACAUUUCCAGUUGCACCAAAGUUCGGGAACCUUUCCUAAGACGAUUGCCGGGACAUUACACUGAAUCGAUAGUCAAGUGUACACAUGGGUUGAUGGGAGAGGCCGGUGGCAUUGCCAAAAACGCGAAAUACAUCGUGGAUAUUACCAUUAACCAAGUUCAUCGUCUUGAACAUGAACUUGCAAACUGCAAGGGGGAAAUAUUGUGCAUUUCGCCAUUGCUUACUGAAAUUGAAUUGGGAAAAAUUAGACUGCCCCAGAACAUUAAAACCGAAGUUCAAGCCACUCAAAGUGUUUUAACCACGUUGAAAAUAUCGGCACAGUCGUGUGGGGAUGACCAUGUGGCUGAAUACACAACAGAGGCGACCACCAUUCUUGGAGACAUCACGGCUUGUGUUGACAGGAUUAUUCCCUAGGUUUUGAAGCUUGUUCAUUUAAAUAAACAAUUAUUCGAAAGAAAAA
Messenger RNA from Tribolium castaneum (red flour beetle), 3244 nucleotides. RefSeq lists its product as uncharacterized. The transcript has 4 exons. Lineage: Eukaryota; Metazoa; Arthropoda; Insecta; Coleoptera; Tenebrionidae. Bases 97 to 822 code for a protein of 241 amino acids. The record is from RefSeq and is a predicted model, not a curated record.